AUGUUUGUUGUUAAAGAGCUCAGAGGGCGAAACCGUCAUUGCAUAAACGACCUUAUCCGUUUCCACCCGCUGUCCGCUCUCGGCUCUCCAGCUCCGCACGCGCUCAUCUCCUCCACACGCGCGCUUAUUUCUUUUUCCCCUCCCUGGUCCUACCAUCCCUCGCCCGUAGUCGACGGUAGACGUGGUGGUAGUACGCACAAUGGCGAGACCCACUUCGCCCGCGUACCUCCACUUCGCGCAGGCGCCGCACGGCGUCGUCGUGCCGACGAGCCCCGCCGCUGGCGCGGGCGAGGACUUCGACGAGGCGGACAGAAGGCGUCGUCGCCGGCGAAGCCGGCGUCGGACGGCAGGGCCGCCCACGGGUCGCUGCCGGUGAAGAUCCCGGACUGGUCUAAGAUCCUGGGCAGCGCCCGCCCGGGCUACCACUACCGCAUCGGCGCCGGGGACUGGGAGCUCGACGACGAGGAGGACUCCGUGGACGCGCUGGUGCCGCCCCACGAGCUGGCGUGGCGCCGCCGCGCCGCGUCGUUGUCGCUGAUAAACGGGGUCGUCGGCAGGACGCUCAAGGUCCGGGACGCGGUGUGGAAGCGCGCCACCGGGUUCCAGGACUGA
This is a messenger RNA of Miscanthus lutarioriparius, 612 nucleotides long. The record is from the annotation of a GenBank genome assembly. Lineage: Eukaryota; Viridiplantae; Streptophyta; Magnoliopsida; Poales; Poaceae.